AUGGCCAAGAUCCGGAGGAACAGCGCAAUCGUUUGCGCUGUUUGUUAUUUCAUCUCCAUCAUCUUCCUCAUCCUUGUCAUCAUCGGCAACACAUCCAUCAAACCCGUCCUUACCGACAUCUACUUCUUCAAGCUUGACGUCUCAGAUAUUAUCCCACUGUCGUCAGGGAACAAUGCUGCGCUGUUGAACUCCAUCGCUAGGAGCCUCGGCCUCCACGAUUUCUACCAGGUCGGCUUGUGGAACUAUUGCGAAGGUUACGAUGAUGAAGGCGUCACCUUCUGCUCAACGCCGCAGAGGCUCUUCUGGUUCAACCCCAUAGAGAUUCUCACCAACGAGCUUCUUGCUGGCGCAACCAUUGCCCUCCCUAAUGAGGUAACCACCAUCCUCAACAUCCUCCGCAUCGGCCAGCAGGUCAUGUUCGGUCUCUUCCUCGCCGGCAUCUCCCUCGUCGCCGUCCUCCUUAUCGCGACACCUCUCGUUCUGCGCACGCGCUGGUGGAGUCUUCCCAUGGCCAUCUUCGCCGGUCUCGCCGGUCUCUUCGUCACGGUGGCCUCCAUCAUUGCUACCGUCAUGAGCGUGGGAGCUCGGUACGCGCUUACGCAGCAGUCCGAGCUUAACAUAAGGGCUGUUCUCGGUGUGCGCAUGUUCGUCUUCAUGUGGAUCGCCUCAGCGUUGACCGACCUUGCGUUCAUCCUCCACGCUGCGAUGGGAUGCUGCUGCUCACCCAGAAAGGAGAGAGAGGCGGCUGCCGCGGCCGCGGGCACCACGACAAGCUCGCAAGAGAAGCAAGAGAAGACUACCACGAGCAACGGAGAGAAGCCGUCUAGGUUGCCGGCCUUUAUGAGAAAGCGUAGCCCAAGGUCAUCCACUUCGUAA
Colletotrichum siamense is the source of this 876-nucleotide messenger RNA. It is a transcript of the gene pun1, whose product is annotated as SUR7 family protein pun1. Bases 1 to 876 code for a protein of 291 amino acids. Lineage: Eukaryota; Fungi; Ascomycota; Sordariomycetes; Glomerellales; Glomerellaceae. The transcript is spliced from 2 exons. Gene Ontology annotation, biological process: fungal-type cell wall organization. The record is from RefSeq and is a predicted model, not a curated record. Gene Ontology annotation, cellular component: cell cortex of cell tip; plasma membrane.